Molecule: messenger RNA, 1218 nt
Organism: Acanthocheilonema viteae
Lineage: Eukaryota; Metazoa; Nematoda; Chromadorea; Rhabditida; Onchocercidae
Source: the annotation of a GenBank genome assembly
AUGCCGACGCCAAGUGCUGAUAGACGGCGUGUACCAUCUGAUCGACCGACAAGUAGUAGUUGGGUUCGAGAUAAUUUUAUCGUUGGUAGUGUGCUUGGUUCAGGUACAUUUGGUAAUGUGUAUCGGAUAAAAUGUCGUCGUGAGCCUCGAACAUCGUAUGCGAUGAAGGAGUUAGCACGAAACAAUUUACCAAAAUUUAUUGCCAUGGAAUUACGUAUUUUGCAACGUUUUGGUGGUGUUCAUAAUAUUAUGAGGAUUCAUGCAGCCCAUCGAGAACGUGAUAGAGUUUUUAUUGUUAUGGAUUAUUUUGACCAUACUCCUACUAAGGAAAUCAUGGCUUCUGUCACAGUACCAGAAAUUCUAGAUUACAUGAAGAAUUUAUUGGAUGCAUUGAGGUAUCUACACGGGAAAGGUAUCGUUCAUCGGGAUGUUAAGCCAUCUAAUUUCCUUUACAACCGAUCGAAACAUAAAUAUUGUUUGAUUGAUUUUGGUCUCUGUGAAGAAAUAUCCGAUGAUCAACCACUACAGAAACAUAUGAGAAGUCACAAUAGUGCGGGAGAACGAAAUGCUUUAAAAAGUCUUAAAGUAUCGGACCAAAAUCUUAAAAUCUGCGAGAAAAUUGAAGCAAGAAAAGGGAUUAAACGAAAGGGAUGUGAAUGUCACGGUUUCCCAAGAGUAUGUGACAUAUGCACUAAGCGGCCUCGACUUCAUGUUAAUAAAGCUGGUACGCCGGGUUUUCGAGCACCGGAAGUGUUACUUAAAUACCGACAGCAGACCUCUUUGGUCGACAUUUGGUCGGCUGGUAUCACAUUCUUGUCUUUGAUUUGCCAUAAGCAUCCCGUAAUGCGACCAAAUGAUGAUUAUGAAGCAAUCGGACAGAUGGCUAUUAUUUUUGGUUCAGAGCCAAUCGAACAACUAGCGCUGAAGAAUAAUUCAAUCUUAUUAGCUAGCUGGGAUUUUCCGGGACUUGAUAUGGUCAAAUUUGUGUACGCCAUACGAAAUGAAGAAAUGCCGCGGCAGGGUAAAUAUUGCGAUACCUGUAGAAAUCUCUUUUUCGGUAAUUAUAGUGCUAAAUGCUUAUGUCGUAUGUCUGAAGAACAUUCUUUGAGGCAACUUGCUCCAGAUGAACGUCAGGUAUUUGAAAUAUUGAAAAGGUGUCUUAUUGUUGAUCCAGAUAUGCGGUACACUGCUGAAAUGCUUUCAGCAUCUUUCUCCUAA